AUGCAGGGAGUGAAGUGUUAGGAUGAAGCGUAUACGUUACGAGCAAAUCCACUCCUCUGUGCAUCAAUAUCUUAAGAGAAGACAGUAUUCUGACCAUGAAGUUCUUGAGAAGAAGGAGCACAGAUGGGUACAUGAUGUAAAGGACAUGGCUCUCAAGAGUUCAGCUUCAGGGGAGACAACAACUGAAAAUAUUUUGUUGUAUAGCAGCAUUUCAGGGGACACAACUGUUUGUGAACAACAAUUUUCAAGAUUGAAGACAUACCUAAGUGAGGCUGUUGACCCUUACAAGAAUGAGCUGACCUACAUACUAUACCCACUGUUUGUACAUAUCUACCUACAUCUUUUGUACAAUGGACACAAGGCACCAGCUCACAAGUUCUACAGUCGCCAUGUGAAGUUAUUUGAAAGUGCUGAAGAAUUGGUAGUGAUGGAAGCUCUACACAAAUUGUAUACUCGUACUGAAGUGAUCAGCUGUAAGGAAGCCAUGGAGUUUAGAGAACACAAGUUUAAAGUUUGUCUAUCACAAGAGGCCUUGGACUACCUGAUGAAAUACCUCAAGGUUGACGACAACAUGAUGUUAUUACAAAUUUUCAAUCAACAUUUAAAAGUUGAAGUAUCAAAAGAAGACCAGCGUACACUUGACCUUAAAGAGAAUUCGAAUGACAAGCAUGAGUCAGGUGGUAACGAGAGAAAACGGCCUACAGAUAUAGUGAGAUUACUUCAACAAUGCAUAAAACAAGUGCGUGAAGGACCACCUUGUAUGUCCUCCAUAUGUUUCUACACUUUUCUCAAUGCCUAUCAAGGGCUGUGUACAGUUGACAUAUCACCAGACAGGACACUUUUAAGUGCUGGGUUUGAGGAUUCAUCUGUGAAAUUGUGGAGCAUUACACCUGGCCUUAUACAGUCCUACAAAACACCAACAGAUCCCUCCAAGCUGUACUUGUCUGCUGACUUCUGGACUUCAGAGUCAUCAUGUGAUGACGACGAGGACGGAGAUCGAGAAGACAGCAAUGAGGACAUGAAGCCCCAGUACCGUGAGGUGGCAACACUGAGAGCUCACAAUGGUUCUGUAUACAAGACUUGCUUCAGUGCUGAUUCCAAAGCUUUACUCUCAUGUUCAGAAGAUGGAUCAGUACGUCUCUGGGACCUGAAAACUCACACCAACAAAGUCUGUUACAGAGGUCACAAUUACCCUGUGUGGGACAUUGACACCAGUUCAAUUGGAAAUUACUUUGCGUCAGCAUCAAAGGACAAUACUGCCAAAUUAUGGGUCACUGACCGCACUUAUCCAUUGAGGUCAUUCAUCGGUCAUUCCUAUGAUGUGGAUUGUGUCAAGUUCCAUCCCAACUGUAACUACUUAGCAACGGGCUCCAGUGACCGGACUGUCCGAUUGUGGAGUCUCCAGGAUGGGAAGUCUGUCCGACUGAUGCAGGGACACCGUAGCUCUGUACUUGCCCUGGCAUUCUCACCCAAUGGACAGUACCUGGCCUCUGCAGGUGAUGAUCGUAGGAUUCGGGUGUGGGACCUCACCUCUGGAAACAUUUACAAGGAAUUAAAAGGACACAUAGACACAAUACACUGUCUAAGCUUCAACAGAGAUAGUACCCUGCUGGCUUCAGGUGGCCUCGACUGUUGUAUAAAGAUCUGGGACAUACGAAAAGGUGUUAGUUUGAGUAACAACAUCAACAACAACAACAGCAAUAACAACAACCCAUCUGAUGGCAGCAUUUCUCCAGAACAAUUAGGAUCAUUUCCAACAAAGUCAGCAAUAGUGACAUAUUUACAGUUUGCACAACAUAAUCUUCUAUAUGCUGCUGGCAGCAUUUGAGAAGUGACAACAUAAAUAUUUUCAAGAUGUUACAUUGUGGUUUGAAUAACAAACUCAGCACAAUAAAUUCUGCCAAAACAUUUUGUACUACCAGAAGAUGCCAUUUAAUUGCAAUCUCAAGGGACUGUUAUAUAAAUAUAUGGCCCCACAUUAAAGUAUUAACAAGGAAGAAUUGUUAGUGAGAUUUUCUUAACCUUUUUUAUUGCAUUAUGAUUGUGUUAAGUUUGAUUAAGUGAGUGAAUGAGUAAGUAAGUCAGUCGGUAAGUCAUUGAAAUGGGACAGAGAGAGCAAGUGGAUGUAUCAUAGUGUAUUUCUUAGAUUCAUGAAUGGAUUCACAAAUGUGAUAGUACAGUAUACAAGAUACAAAACUGGCAUACUAAAUUGUUACUUAUUUUUGAAAAUAUGAAUUUUGACAUUCUGCAUCAGCUGUCAUGUUUAUUUAUCCCCAAAUAGAAUGAAAUGAGGGAAACUCUGGAAGAUUAGAAUGAAAUUUUCAUGAAUUUAAAACUUUUAGACAGGAUUUAAUUGGAUAUAUCAUCAAUCAAAGAGUAUGUUUUCAAAGGGGCUAAAAGGUUAGAUCUCAUAAUUUUUUCCCCAUGCGUUUGAUAUGUAAUACAUAAAAUUAGACUCUUCACAAAUUUAUAACACUCACUGACAGAAGAAUAAAGGUCAGCUUCUAACUAACACUGGUCUACCCUCACUGUUUUGAGCAGAGAUUGCCGAGUUCAUCAAGUGACCUUUCUGAGCCUCGUUUGAAUAAAACGGUUAUGCAAACUUUAAAAUAUUAUAAUUAACGGAAAGUAUACAAUUUUCAACAGAUAUUUAAAUGUUAUAAUGCUUUUUAUCAGUUAUGAAAUGAAUAUCUAACCAUUUAGUCCCUUGAAGAAAAUUGUUUACCAUAAUCUUAAACUGUGUGAUAUUCUUAUUUAAUCCUAUUUCUGAAAAGUGAAAAUGAUUUACAAUUUACAUACAGGAAGAGCGAGGAUGCAUUAAUAGAUCAAUUUAACAGUCAGUACUGGGUAGCUAUGCAGUAAAAUUUAUGAAAUGAAAUCAGAUUAUUUUAACAGAAUGUCACUAACAUUGUGUAUACCUUUUGUAUUUUCAUGUUAUCAAUAAAUACAAAAAUGAAA
Messenger RNA from Ylistrum balloti, 2958 nucleotides. Its product is annotated as TAF5-like RNA polymerase II p300/CBP-associated factor-associated factor 65 kDa subunit 5L. The transcript has 15 exons. NCBI's taxonomy places the organism in Eukaryota, Metazoa, Mollusca, Bivalvia, Pectinida, Pectinidae. Bases 23 to 1828 code for a protein of 601 amino acids. Gene Ontology annotation, molecular function: protein binding; RNA polymerase II general transcription initiation factor activity. Gene Ontology annotation, cellular component: transcription factor TFIID complex. Gene Ontology annotation, biological process: transcription initiation at RNA polymerase II promoter. The record is from RefSeq and is a predicted model, not a curated record.